AUGGUCGUCAACACAGCCAGGGACACGAUCUCAGGGAAAAGAUGGCUAAAUGGCACAAAGAAGUACUGCUUGGUAAUCACGCUAGAUAUCAAGAAUGCGUUCAACUCCGCCAAAUGGGACCGUAUCAUCGAGGCAUUAUCGAAAUGCAAUGUACCGAGAUACUUGCAGAGAAUAAUUGGCAGCUAUUUCACUGGAAGCGUCCUUAAGUACGAUACGGAGUGUGGAUCCAAGGAGUACCGAGUUACCGGAGGUGUACCUCAAGGUUCAGUACUGGGUCCUUUGUUAUGGAAUAUUAUGUAUGACGGACUGCUGAAGCUCGGAUUGAUACGGGAAACCAAGCUCGUGGCAUUCGCAGAUGACGUGGCUGUAGUCCUCGUGGCCAAAUACUUAACAGAGAUCAAUUACAGCUUCGACACCAUCUUGAAGACGUUCCGCCAUUGUAUGGACGCCGUGGGACUGAAACUGGCAGGGUACAAAACGGAAGCCGUGCUGAUCACCAGCAGAAAGAAAAUCGAAACAAUAACGCUGCAGGUCGGGUCCUACGAAAUUACUUCUCAACCUUUCAUCCGAUACCUAGGGGUGAUGAUCGAUGCCCGACUCAAUUUCAAGCAGCAAACCGAGCACGUUGGUGCUAAAACUUCUGAAGUCAGUCUAAUUGAAUUGAAGAAAGAUUCGUCCAAUUAUGAGCAAGUGGUGAUACAAGAGAAAAUGACUAGCCUCGAAGAACAGGUACAAAUCCUCGAAAAACAAUUGGAGACCUUACAUGUUGAAUUAUCGGUAUGUCAACAACGAGCUGAAGAGCUCGCAAUGGAAAAAUUGGAGAUUGUAAAUAAUUUCAAGAGCCAAUUAGAGGAAAAAUCUCGAGAAGUGAAGGAGUUACAGCUAAACGUUGAGACAUUGCGGAGAGAAAGAGAUUCUUUACAACAGAAAAGAAAGUCCACAACUCCAGUGGCUUCGGCCACGCUUUUGACUCAACUUAAACAGGAGAGUCAUCAGGAGUCGGGGAAGAUCAGCCAUGGGUCUCUUGAAAUCCUGAAACUGAACGAUGACCUCCAAAAGACGACAACUGAUUUAAAACAUAGGAUCAAAGUACUGGAGAUGGAAUUGAAUACACGAACCACGCAAUCACAACAGAACGAACGAGUUCUUCGAGAGCAGACGAAGCAAUUGAAGGUUUCUGACGAGAUGAUCACAGUUAUGAAGGGGAGAAAAGAUAAUGGAAAUCUAAAUAUCCUUAAUAAAAACGGCCGGGAUCUCCUGGGAAAAGCCAGUCUCGAAGAACUCUACUCCACCCUUGAAGAGAAGCAAACGCAAGUGGUAAAGCUAGAGAAGAUGGUUAAAGAAAUGGAGGAUCACGAGAAACAUGCCCAGGAGCAGAGAACACGGCAGGAGAAACGCAUAGCCCAGUUAGAGCUCACGUUACAAACCAAGAUGAAUGAAAAUCGGAAAAGGUUCGGCAUCCUGUAAGAGAUUUUCCGAGUUCAAUCACCUUUGAUACCCG
This is a messenger RNA of Diachasma alloeum, 1501 nucleotides long. Its product is annotated as restin homolog. The record is from RefSeq and is a predicted model, not a curated record. NCBI's taxonomy places the organism in Eukaryota, Metazoa, Arthropoda, Insecta, Hymenoptera, Braconidae. The transcript is spliced from 6 exons. Bases 1 to 1467 code for a protein of 488 amino acids.